Messenger RNA from Euleptes europaea (tarantolino), 560 nucleotides. It is a transcript of the gene BUD31, whose product is annotated as BUD31 homolog. Gene Ontology annotation, cellular component: spliceosomal complex; nucleus. The transcript is spliced from 4 exons. The coding region runs from base 15 to 449 and encodes 144 amino acids. Gene Ontology annotation, biological process: mRNA splicing, via spliceosome. The record is from RefSeq and is a predicted model, not a curated record. Lineage: Eukaryota; Metazoa; Chordata; Lepidosauria; Squamata; Sphaerodactylidae.
GUUUUCCUCUUGAAAUGCCCAAGGUGAAAAGGAGCAGAAAACCUCCUCCGGAUGGUUGGGAGUUGAUUGAACCAACUUUAGAUGAGCUGGAUCAGAAAAUGAGAGAAGCUGAGACUGAACCACACGAAGGGAAGAGGAAAGUGGAAUCCCUUUGGCCCAUUUUCAGAAUUCACCACCAGAAAACACGUUACAUUUUUGAUCUCUUUUAUAAGAGAAAAGCCAUCAGUAGAGAAUUGUACGAGUAUUGCAUCAGAGAAGGAUACGCUGACAAAAACCUGAUUGCGAAGUGGAAGAAGCAGGGCUACGAAAACCUCUGCUGCUUGCGUUGCAUCCAGACGCGGGACACGAACUUUGGCACCAACUGCAUCUGUCGGGUUCCCAAAAGCAAGCUGGAAGUGGGGAGAAUCAUUGAGUGCACUCACUGCGGCUGCCGAGGCUGCUCCGGAUGAAGCCUUUCCCCAGUCACCCCCCUCCCCCCCCAUUUGCGGGGCUGCUGACUCUGCAUCAGUGACUGUUCUUAAGAGCUACAAUUUGCCUUUCAUAAAACCCGACGGUGAGCG